CCACUCUUUUCAGUCAUCUCCUUGGCAACUUCUCCUACACCACUUUUGGCUUCUUCUCCUUCUCGAUCCUUCUCUGGCCUUCUUCUUGUUUCCUUAAGAGACCUUGAAAGACUGCUAUGGGUUCUCUUAUUAUCAGCUUCACCAACGAAGGAAAGGUCAGGGAAGAAAAUACUAGCUUUGGAGAUGCAGCUGUGACCAAAACCUGCAACAAGAAUGGACAGAUGGUGACCAGUCCUGGAAGCAAGGAUAAUUGCCUUGUUAAGAAGGGCACAGGAGGGUGGAAAUAUACAAGCAUCUUGUUAGCAAAUCAAGGCCUAGCAACACUAGCUUUCUUUGGUGUUGGUGUGAACUUGGUGUUGUUCUUGACUAGAGUUCUUGAUCAAGAAAAUGCCGUUGCUGCCAAUAAUGUUAGCAAGUGGACUGGAACUGUUUAUUUGUUCUCUCUGGUUGGAGCAUUCCUCAGCGAUUCAUACUGGGGCCGUUUCUUAACCUGCGCAGUCUUUCAGAUCAUUUUUGUAGUGGGUUUGGGGCUAUUAUCCCUCACGUCAUGGCUUUUUCUGAUCAAACCAACGGGUUGUGGUGAUGGGGGAAUGGCUUGCAUGCCCACAUCCUCAAUUGGCGUGGCCAUCUUUUACUUUUCUAUCUAUUUAGUAGCUUUUGGAUAUGGCGGGCACCAACCAACUCUUGCCACGUUUGGAGCAGACCAAUUUGAUGCCGCAAACCCUAAAGAAAAGGAAUCGAAAGUGGCUUUCUUUGCCUACUUUUACUUUGCACUCAACGUAGGCUCUCUUUUCUCAAACACCGUUUUGGUGUACUACGAAGACACCGGAAGAUGGACACUUGGGUUUCUGGCAUCCUUUGGUUCUGCUAUUAUUGCCUUGCUGUCGUUUCUGAUGGGGACUCCUCGAUAUCGCUACGUAAAGCCAUCUGGCAACCCUCUGCCACGUGUUGCUCAGGUAUUUGUCGCCACCGCUAAGAAAUGGCAUGUUGUUCCUGCCCACCCGGAAGAGCUGUAUGAAGUGGAAGGAUCAGAAUCUGCCAUUAAAGGGAGCAGGAAGAUUCUUCAUAGCAACGAGUUUGAUUUUCUGGACAAGGCAGCAACAAUAAUUGCCAGUGAUCUGUAUGGCCCAAAACAUCCAUGGAGCCUUUGCACUGUGACUCAAGUUGAAGAAGCCAAGUGUGUUCUGAAAAUGUUACCUAUUUGGCUAUGUACUAUAAUCUACUCAGUCGUCUUCACGCAAAUGGCUUCUCUCUUUGUCGAGCAAGGAGACGUGAUGAACACCAAGAUUGGCAACUUUCACCUUCCAGCUGCCAGCAUGUCUGCCUUCGAUAUUUGCAGUGUCCUUAUUUGCACUGGAAUUUAUCGCCAAAUUCUCGUUCCCCUUGCUGGAAAACUAAGCGGAAAUCCCAAGGGCUUAACUGAGCUUCAAAGAAUGGGCAUUGGGCUCAUUAUUGGAAUGUUUGCAAUGCUUGCAGCCGGCGCCACAGAGAUUGAGAGGCUCAGACAUGUCAUGCCCGGUCAGAAGAGUAGCUCCUUAAGCAUACUCUGGCAAAUUCCACAGUAUGUUCUUGUUGGCGCUUCGGAAGUUUUUAUGUAUAUUGGCCAGUUGGAGUUCUUUAAUGGGCAAGCACCGGAUGGUAUAAAAAGCCUCGGAAGCUCGCUUUGCAUGGCGUCGAUUUCUCUUGGAAACUACGUUAGUAGCUUGCUGGUUAACAUGGUCAUGGGGAUUACUGCUAGAGGAAAUAAUCCCGGUUGGAUCCCGAAUGACUUGAAUACCGGCCACAUUGACAGGUUUUUCUUCCUGAUUGCAGUCUUAACGGCUUUUGACUUUGUGAUUUACUUGCUUUGUGCUAACUGGUACAAGGGCAUCAACCAUGAUGACAUCGAGAAAGAAACUGAUCCGAAGCAAGGACAAGAAGAAGUGCUCAGCAGAGUCUAGCGAUCAAUCGAUAUCUUCCCUACUUUUAUCCAAAUUUUGUAUAUAUUAUAUAUAUAUUGAGGUCCAUUAAUUUAUGCAAGAAGAAAGCAUGACCUGUGCUGAUGAGACUUGAAAAAAAUAGUAUUGCUGUGGAAUGAUUGCUUUCUUAGUAUGGCAGGGUCGAUCAGUUAUAUAGCGAUCGAGAUCGAUGAUGUUUCGUGGUAUAUAUAUAUAUAUAUAUUAAUAAGGUUGACCUCACUAGGUAAGGUGUGCUUUGAGUUGUAAGGUUUGAGUUGAAAAUUACUGUCAAUGCAUGGCAUGAAAUGGUGUUUGUUUUCAUGCUUCUGCUUCUGUUCCUCAUUUUCUUUGUUUUGGAGGAGGGCAUUCCUCUUUAAGGAUGCGUUGUAAUUUCCCACUGAUAAAUUAUAAAUAACAAGCAUCAUGCAUGAUUUUCAGUAA
Molecule: messenger RNA, 2378 nt
Organism: Alnus glutinosa
Lineage: Eukaryota; Viridiplantae; Streptophyta; Magnoliopsida; Fagales; Betulaceae
Product: protein NRT1/ PTR FAMILY 7.1
Exons: 6
Coding region: 117-1940 (607 amino acids)
Biological process (GO): transmembrane transport
Cellular component (GO): membrane
Molecular function (GO): transmembrane transporter activity
Source: RefSeq, a predicted model, not a curated record